CAAACCACAAAAAUAUGCGGUAGAUUUCCAUUUUUUAUGAUAUUCUUUUAAGUCUCAUCUCUAUAAAUUCUUCUUUAGAAACUUUUCUUCAUUGUCAAGAACUUCCGAUAUUCACGUUCCCUUUUCCAUUCACAGAUCUUUGUUGUUGAACCUGCUGCAUCUAUGACUACGGCUAAUGGUAAUGCUCCACAAGUGGCCAACAAUGGCGAUGCAGGCAAACCCUUCAACAUUUUCAUUGGUUAUGAUCCGCGUGAAGAUGUAGCAUAUGAGGUAUGUCACCAUUCUAUCCUGAAACGUACUUCCAUUCCUGUUGAGAUCACACCCCUUGUUCAAUCAGAUCUUAGGCAGAAAGGCCUUUAUUGGCGCCAAAGGGAUCAGUUCGAGAGCACCGAGUUCUCCUUCUCGCGGUUCCUAACACCCCACUUGGCGAAUUAUGAAGGCUGGGCAAUGUUUGUUGACUGUGAUUUCCUUUACUUAGCUGAUAUCAAGGAGUUAAAGGAUUUGGUUGAUGACAAGUACGCAGUCAUGUGUGUUCAUCACGAUUAUUCCCCGAAAGAGAAAACAAAGAUGGAUGGUGCUGUGCAGACUGUUUAUCCCAGGAAGAAUUGGUCUUCUAUGGUGCUAUAUAAUUGUGGUCAUCCAAAGAACAAAGGGUUGACACCAGAGGUUGUCAACAACCAAACCGGCGCUUUUCUUCACAGGUUCCAGUGGCUCGAAGACAGUGAAAUCGGGUCGGUCUCGUUUGUUUGGAAUUUCCUCGAGGGGCACAACAAGGUCGAUGGGAACAACCCCAAUACGUUUCCGAAAGCCAUACAUUAUACUCGCGGAGGACCAUGGUUCGAGGCAUGGAAGAAUUGUGAGUUUGCUGAUCUUUGGCUGAAAGAGAUGGAAGAGUGCAUGAAAGAAAAUAAAUCGAAUUCGAGUUAAUUGAACUCUAAACAUGGUUCAGUUGUAUUUUCUAGUAUCUGCUCAACUACAAUGCCAAUUAAUUCUUGCUGCAGUAUUAUUAUUAUUAUGAUUUCUAGAUAUUGAUUUUUUAUUGUGAAUCCUAGAGCUAAAUAUGCUUUAGGGAAGAGGUGAUUUUCUCUAUGGUAUUAUAUCCCAUAAGUGUUUGCAGGCUAUAUAGUAAUGCCUCGUAUAUGUAUUUUUCAAUGAUUUAUUUGUUCAUCUAACCAAUGAAAUGAUCCCUUGAUAUG
Messenger RNA from Hibiscus syriacus, 1196 nucleotides. RefSeq names its product protein CDI-like. The record is from RefSeq and is a predicted model, not a curated record. The coding region runs from base 163 to 927 and encodes 254 amino acids. The transcript has 2 exons. Lineage: Eukaryota; Viridiplantae; Streptophyta; Magnoliopsida; Malvales; Malvaceae.